ACACACACACUAAAACUCUGCCUCCCUGUGGUCUCCUUUGGUAGGAACUGGUGUCAGUACACAGUGUCAAAGAUUGUGUCAUGCCAGGUGCACAACGGGACGGAGACGCUGGUAAAGCGAGUGUUUCAGAGUUGCCGGUGGCCAGGACCCUGUUCUAACCUCAUCAGGUAUGAAUGGCACAGUUCACUCACUCACCCCCACAGGCCCUUCAUGCAGUGCGAGUGUCAUGCAGCGGCAAAUACAACUUCAGACAUGAGGGGUUAUGAUUUCAGUGUUGCGCUGGGACCCAUAUUGAGUUUAGGGAAUAUCUGCUCAUGUCAACAACCUAGAUAUAAAUCCUAAUGGGUUGCAGUAGCCUAUAAGGUAACAAACCAUCUUGCUGAGCCAAAAGCUUUGGGGGAAGGGCUACCAUUUUCAGGUUUCCCUUGGUCGCCUUCAGGAUAGCUAUGGGUCAAGUGCCACUACAUUUUGGUGUCUUCAGAAUCAUAAUUCUAUAUCUCGUGAAGACAAAGCCAUCUUGAGGGAAAAUAUCAGCUCAUUGAUUCUGGUUUCAGUUCAGCUGGCCAAGAGUCUGGCCAGAUGUUGCACAGGGGUCAUAAUUAUGAUGUGUUUAUAUUCUUUGCCUAAAGGGUCCUUUAUGUCAUCCAGCUUUGACUACAGACAGUCUAAUGACUGAUAAUUCACCCCCAUGGAAAUGCUCUUUGUUAAGUUGUUUGUUGGUCGAAGAAGGCAGAUUUAAUCCCUAGACCACCACACAGAGCAGCAAGUCAUCCACCAUUAAGGCAUAUGAAUAUGAUUUUUCCCAUUCCAGUAUUCCCAGGUCUGCCAUUGCUCACAGAAAAGACACUGAUGUAAGACCAUAGCCGUUUGUAACUGUGUGGUUGCAUUCCAUUGUUUUAUGUCUCUGGGAUCCAUCCAGAAAGACUACUUUAAUGGACUCUGGGUAUUCGGUCAUAGUGUUAAGCUUGGAUCAACAUUGUUAUUUUAUCCCUAUGUUAUAGAUGGGUUAAACAUCUUUUGAUUUAGAGUUAUUCCCAGUGUAAAGAGGUCAGUGUAAAGGAUUUGAAUGACGUCUGUGAAGGUUUGUCCUAAUGUUACUGACAUCAGUGUUAAGACCUCUAAUGAUGUCCAUGAAGUGAACACCUGCCCCAGUGCCACAAUGAUGCCCGUCAGUGACUAUACUCUGCUCUCAGUUACAGGACCCUGGUCCGGCCCACGUACAGGUUGACGUAUCGCCAGGUGACAGCAUUGGAGUGGAGGUGCUGCCCCGGCUUCCUGGGAGACGACUGCAAAGAGGGUGAGUAGAGUACUGUACAGAUGUAGGAUCUUCAUUUCAUCACUUUUGUUGCUGACAAUUUCCCUGUAAAUGCAGAUGAGCUUUGUGAUUUACAUAAAUUAACUGAAAACCCACACUAACACAUGGUUAUAUUAAGAGUAUUGCACUUUUCAUGUAGCCUACUUUUGGCCAGCUAAUUGCCUAACCACUGAUCAAGCAACAUUAUGGACUAAACGUUCAAAUUCUGUUGCUGCAGGAUUAUUUUGCUGUGUCAAAUUAAGAUCCUACAUCUGUACCUGUGUCUGUUCGUCCGUCCUACCGUCCGUUCGUCUGUCUAUCUGUCUGUCUGCCUUUUAAACUCAGAGAGUUGGUGAGCAGGAGGUAGAAAUGCCACAAGGGCACUGCAGUCAAAACAGGGGUCACCUUGUGUACCUCAUACAUUCUUUGAUCCUAAACUCCCUGCUAUGUACUGUAUGACACAAAAUCACAGGGUGAAAAACAAUGGCUGAUCUUCACCCACUCAUGCACUGUAUUCUAGGCUGAGCAUUUUGUUUUUGUGGUUUGUUUUGUUUAUUGAAUCUGACUGUGGUGUAAUGAAGACAAAAGAUAAGGAUGGUCACCAGAUUUGACUUACUUGUCCUCCCUCCUGGUAGGACUCUGUCACGAUCGUCAGGGAGAGACCAAGGCGCAGCGUUGCAGGUGAACAUAUUUAUAUUUAUUUAAUGAUCACACGAUCAAAACAACAAACGAAAAACGUGACGUCUAUGGUUUAAACACAAACCAACACGAACAAGAAACCACAAACACAAAGUGAAAGACAGACAGUUAAAUAUGGCUCCCAAUCAGAGACAACCAGCUGACACUCGUUGCCUCUGAUUGGGAGUCACUCAGGCCAACAUAGAAAUACAAACAUAGAAUACACACCCUGGCUCAACAUAACAGUGUCCCCAGAGCCAGGGCGUGACAGUACCCCCCCCUAAAGGCGCGGACUCCGACCGCGCCAACUAAAUACCACAGGGGAGGGACCGGGUGGGCACUCCGCCUUGGCGGCGGAUCCGGCUCCGGGCCUGACCCCCACUCCCUCUCCAACCCCCCAAAGUACCCCUGGUCCGGUCUGGCCCCGCUGGCCGGAGCUGGACUGCACACUGAUGGAGCGGAUUGCUCUAGCUCCGGCGUAACGCAUCUGACCGGUGCCGGACCAGGCACCAGUGGAACAGGCACGGGCCGUGCCGGACCGACGACGCACACCACUGGCUUGGUGUGGGGAACAGGCACGGGCCGUGCUGGACUGACGACGCACACCACUGGCUUGGUGUGGGGAGCAGGAGCGGGCCGGACAGGGCUGACGAAACGCACCACAGACUUGGUGCGGGGAGCAGGAAUGGGCCGGACUGGGCUGGCGACGCGCACCACAGACUUGGUGCGGAGAGCAGGAACGGGCCGGACAGGGCUGACGAAACGCACCACAGACUUGGUGCGGGGAGCAGGAAUGGGCCGGACUGGGCUGGCGACGCGCACCACAGACUUGGUGCGGAGAGCAGGAACGGGCCGGACAGGGCUGACGAAACGCACCACAGACUUGGUGCGGGGAGCAGGAAUGGGCCGAGCCGGGCUGACGAAACGCACCACAGACUUGGUGCGGGGAGUAGGAAUGGGCCGGACUGGGCUGGCGACGCGCACCACAGACUUGGUGCGGAGAGCAGGAACGGGCCGGACAGGGCUGACGAAACGCACCACAGACUUGGUGCGGGGAGCAGGAAUGGGCCGAGCCGGGCUGACGAAACGCACCACAGACUUGGUGCGGGGAGCAGGAAUGGGCCGAGCCGGGCUGACGAAGCGCACCACUGACUUGGUGCGGGGAGCAGGAACGGGCCGAGCCGGGCUGACGAGACGCACCACAGACUUGGUGCGGGGAGCAGGAAUGGGCCGGACUGGGCUGGCGACGCGCACCACAGACUUGGUGCGGAGAGCAGGAACGGGCCGGACAGGGCUGACGAAACGCACCACAGACUUGGUGCGGGGAGCAGGAACAGACCGGACCGUACUGGGGACACACACCACUGGCCCUACACCGGGAUCUGGAACGGGUCGGACCGGACUGGUAACACACCCCAGUACCUCUCGCCGUGCCUCUCCACCUUCCAUCCCCUCUUCGACCAGUGGCCCCCGUAACCUGGCGGCCUCCUCUGCCAACCCGCUGGACCGCUCUAUAGCGGCCUUCUGCUGCCCCGACGUCGUGAGCCCCCCCUAAAAAUUUUCUGGGGGUCUCUCCUCCCCGUGGGCCAGGCCUCUAUCGUUUUCGCCCAACUCUCGCUCCUCUGUCUCCAACUCCCGCUAUUCAGCUCCUCAAUGGGCUUGACCCAGUCGAAGCUCUUCCUCAACUGUUCCCAAGUCCACCCUCUCUGCUCCUCACAAGGCUUGACCCAGUCGAGGUUGCCACGGAGAUCUGCUAGCGAUGGCUCCUGGACACGCUGCUUGGUCCGGUUUUGGUGGUUUCUUCUGUCACGAUCGUCAGGGAGAGACCAAGGCGCAGCGUUGCAGGUGAACAUAUUUAUAUUUAUUUAAUGAUCACACGAUCAAAACAACAAACGAAAAACGUGACGUCUAUGGUUUAAACACAAACCAACACGAACAAGAAACCACAAACACAAAGUGAAAGACAGACAGUUAAAUAUGGCUCCCAAUCAGAGACAACCAGCUGACACUCGUUGCCUCUGAUUGGGAGUCACUCAGGCCAACAUAGAAAUACAAACAUAGAAUACACACCCUGGCUCAACAUAACAGUGUCCCCAGAGCCAGGGCGUGACAGACUCACUGUUCUGCUUUUUCUUGGGACAAUGUUCCUUAUCAUAAGUUCACAUCGGGCAAGCGGUUAAUGGACCAAAACAGUGUUUCUUCUGUUACCGAUACGGUGGUUCAGAGUUCAUUUAACUGAUUUUAUUUUACCUUUAUUUUAAAAGGGAGUCCAAUUGAGACCAAGAACAUGGCUCUGCUCCCCAUUUCAGACUGGAGCUCUGUUCAACAUAGGACCGGCGAUGACCCUCCUCUGUGCUGA
Coregonus sp. 'balchen' is the source of this 4331-nucleotide messenger RNA. Lineage: Eukaryota; Metazoa; Chordata; Actinopteri; Salmoniformes; Salmonidae. The record is from the annotation of a GenBank genome assembly.